GUUGCUUGCGAUCCAGGUUUGGAUCGCUCACACAAGCCAAUAUCAGUGCCCGGCGUGGUUAAGGAACAUGUCACGGCAUAGGCUCCCUGCCCAAUACCGUUACAUCCUUUUCUCAGUUUCCCCACCUCAUUCCAACAUCCUGACCAUCAGGAAGGGUAUCCAAGAUUCUCUAGCCCAAACAUUUGGUAUCACGCGCUCGGGAACACAUGUGGACAUACUAUGGACCGCUGAGGAUUUCUCAGAGGUCCUCAUCCGCACGGACCCAGCGGAGUCACCGAGCGUACUAGCGGCGGUCGUGUCCUCAACCGCGUCGCCCAGGCUUUCCGUGAUCAAGGAAUCGGACUUCCUGCCCUGCCUUCUCUCACGCAGGACUCUCGUUUCUUUACGGGAUGAGCCAACGCCCUCUCGAUGAUUGAUGGAAUGCCGCGAUCACAAGUUCCUCCCACAGGCAGGCAUGCGCUCCUAUCCCCAGCGGUCUAUGUACAUUGCCCUGCCCGAGUUACAUACAUACACCCGGGGACAAUAAGGUCCCGAUAACAAAGUGCUAAUUUAGCUUUGAAAACCGGCCUAGCAGGUGGAAGCAAUCUGUUAUCCCGG
Molecule: messenger RNA, 597 nt
Organism: Gloeophyllum trabeum ATCC 11539
Lineage: Eukaryota; Fungi; Basidiomycota; Agaricomycetes; Gloeophyllales; Gloeophyllaceae
Exons: 3
Coding region: 68-412 (114 amino acids)
Source: RefSeq, a predicted model, not a curated record